This is a messenger RNA of Xenopus laevis (African clawed frog), 4546 nucleotides long. RefSeq names its product chromosome 9 open reading frame 64 L homeolog (gene qng1.L). Gene Ontology annotation, molecular function: tRNA-guanosine(34) queuine transglycosylase activity; DNA binding. Gene Ontology annotation, biological process: tRNA modification. The transcript is spliced from 5 exons. Bases 400 to 2823 code for a protein of 807 amino acids. The record is from RefSeq and is a predicted model, not a curated record. Lineage: Eukaryota; Metazoa; Chordata; Amphibia; Anura; Pipidae.
AGAAAAACGCCCAUUAACGCAUGCAACACCCCUAAUUAGAAUUGGCCCUGCCUACUUCCUGCAGCCGCGUCACGUUCCGGCCUUUCUCGCCUGGUUGUUCAGAUAGGGGGAAUAUCUUGGACGUGGUCUGUGUGUGAUCCCCGUUUCCUGCCUGAUCUAUAUUCGGUAAGCGGAGACUAAUUCAACUGUGGCGGAGGUGGCGGGCGUGCUGCGUCUGGCCUGUGUUUCAUACAAAGAUAGGGCAUCUUUUUUAUGAAUAAUCAAAAGCAACAAAAGCCAACGCUAUCUGGCCAGCGUUUUAAAACCCGAAAAAGAGGUCCACUUUAAUAGACUAAUCAGACAAGACAUGACUGACUACCAGCACUUCUUUCAACUGAACCAUAAGCAAAACAGCAUUCUAUGAAGAGUGUACUUUGGAUAUACUACAACUCAACCUUUUUUGGAAUAAAGAUAGCAAAUCCACAAAGACGAACCCAGGCUAAGCUGAAGUUAUUGGCAAAUCAGUUAAGUAUGCCAAAGUGUAUUGUAAAUGGAUGUUCCCAUGGUAGCAGAGGUAAAACACCGUCUCCAAAUGUGGUGCUGCACGUUUUUCCUGGAAAUAUUGAUAUAAUAAAAAGAUGGCUCAUGGCAAUUGGACAAAAUUUUGGUGACUUGGACACCUAUGCUCAAAGAAUUAUAGAGGGCAAGAAAACGGAUUCCUUCCGAAUUUGUUCAUGUCACUUUACUGAAGAUUCUUACACCUUUCAGGGGAGACGGAAGGCUCUGAAAAAGUCAGCAACUCCCACAUUGUUUCUUUGGAAUGGAUCUGCUUCGAAUGAAUGUAAAGCGGUCCCUGCAAAGAGACCCCGUCCUAAUAAAGAUGACCAUUCUGAAUCUCUUCCUGCUCAGUCUCGCCAAAAUUCCACGUCUAAUUCUUCCUCAAAGGAAACAUCUGCUGGCCAAUCUCAGACAAAGAAAAAAACUAAAAAACUUGGGUACAGUAAUGAUCCUACCAGAGCAAAACAAAAUUCUUGUAAGAGGAAUGCCUCAACUCAAACAAUAAUUGAAAAUGAUACAGACCCAUCCUACUAUUGCUCACAUUGUGCAUCACCACUCACCAGUAAAACCAGUGUUCAGACAUCGGAUUUGCUGCCCUCCGAACCGGCACCCAACAAAACGAAUUUUGUUGAUUCUGACGUACAGUCUGAACAUCAGUCUAAGCCUGCUAAUUUUCAGGAUGUUAAAAUGGAAGUUGAAGAGCCUGAAAACACCUUAUCAGAUGACAACACAGAUACAACAAGUAGCUUUAGUGAUGAUUCCGAUGCAUCUUCUCUACCUUCUAAUCUUAGUGUAGAUUACUCCAUAUUUGUAGAACAUGAUACUGAGGAAGAUGAUGAAAUAGCUCAGUCCAUAGAACCAUUUGAUGUUUUAAAUACUGCUAAGGAUCCGGUCGAUGACCAUACUUUUCUAGUUUUUGAAUCUUGCCUUGACAAAUUGCUGCUGUCUUCAAGAUGUGGUAGAGAUCCAAACUGCCAUUCACCAAUUAAAAAGUUGAAAAAAUAUGUUUUUGGCUCCUUCUUAACUGUCAAAGCAGUAUGUCAGAGUGGACAUAAUUUUCAUCUGUGGGACAGUCAGCCUCGUAAAGGUUCCAUAUAUUAUGGAAACUUGUUGGUGUCGGCAUCAAUCCUUCUUAGUGGUUCUGACUUUGCAAAGGUUUAUGCCAUGAAUAAGCUCUUGAAGUUAAAACAAAUGUCGCCAUCUGCUUUCAAGCGAUACCGAUCAAAUUAUUUAUUUCCCGUUAUAAACCACCACUGGAAGAUUGAGCAAGAAAAAGUGAUAAAGCAGAUUGCAGGGAAACCUGUAUUUCUUGUGGAAGAUAAUCAUGCCAACAUCCCUGGAUGCUUUCAUCAGUACUGUACAUACUCACUCAUAGAAGGAGCCUCCAAGAAGAUUAUCAAUUUUAGGGUGGAACAAGUUUCUUCUGCUGACACUGAAAAACAGUGUUUUAAGAAAUCAUUGGAUAAGCUCUUGGAAAAGGAAAUUCAGGUGAAAAGCAUAGGUACAAAUCGGAAAUCAAUAAGAAAACUUGUUCAGAAGGAUUAUCCCGGCAUACAACAUCAUUAUAAUGUCAGCCAUAUUAGCAAGUGUUUGAGAAACAAACUGUCAGCUGCUAGUAAACGAAAAAACUGCAGUCAGAUCUCACAGUGGAUUACACCCGCUGUCAAUCAUCUGUUGUGGGCUUCUAAGACAUGUGAUGGUAGCGCUGAUUUGUUGAAAAAGAAGUGGCAAUCUUUAAUGAAUCGUGUUGCAACGGUGCACAAAUGGGAAACUGCUCAGCUGUUCCAUGGAUGCGCCCAUGAGAAUCUGAGUGUGAGGUGCAAGAGAAAGUGGAUGAAAUGUGGUUCAACAGCAUUUAACAGAUUCAGAGACAUUGUUAUGUCUGCUCGACUCAUCAGAGACCUUAAUCCUCUUUCAAAGAUCUGCCACACAGAUGAACUGAAGUUAUAUCACAACAAUCUCCUUCAAUACUGGCCAAGAACACUUCACUGCGUGGAGGACAUGGUUGUCCGUACUCAACUUGCAGCUCUUGAUUAUAAUUACAGUGUUCACAGAGGGAAAUCACCGGAGAAUUUUACCCAUGUGCAAGACCCUUCUGGUGCUUUACAGCCUAAAGUGAGAAAAUGUGUUUUUGAUGCAGCUUCAAAAGCUUUCCUUUUGGUCAUCCUGAAGGAUAUUGUGACAUUUGCUGAAGGAGAAGUCAAUAUUGAGAGGCAAACUUUAAGUGACAGAUUUUCUGACAACCCUUCAUUGGAACAGAGGCCAAUAAAGGAUGAGCAAUGGUGAAAUUGUUCACACAAUUUACAAGACCCAUUUUGUGGCUUGUCUUCUGAGGAUGAGUUUAUUUAAUUAAAUUCAUAUCCAAUGCUUAAAAGUGAUGUCCUGUACAUGGCGGUGCACAUUAUUCUGUGAUAAUGAAACUGAAUAAAAGCAAAAGUGUAAAUGUUGUACAAAUGAAUAAAUAUUUAUUUUUAAUAGUUGGCCUGCAGCUAUACUAUAGAACUAGGGAUAAAUACUGAUUGCUAGGGAAGUGAUGAGCUUUGUGUGUGCAGCCAUUUUGUGUAGUGCUUACACUCUGAUGUGCUUACACGCUGAUAUCCUGGGGCUCUUCACUCCUGACUGCACUCGGCGCUGGAGCUGAGAUUUCUAGGGUCUGAUCUGAGCUGAUUGUCGUACCCCUGCUUUCAAGACUUUUCAGUAGAGGAGACAUUCUCUUACUAAAAAAAAUCCAUCAUACAGAGCUCAGUAUUUGUCAUCACAUUGGUUGUGCAGAUUCCAGUGAGUCUAUUUUGCCCCUCUAGGACAAAGUCACAUGGCAAGUAUUUGAGCAUUCUGAACCCCUGGGCAAUUGUCAGCUCAGUUGGCAUGGGACAAGACACUUAAAGGGGUAGUUCACCCAUAAUGUAAUUUAGUAUGUGAUAGACCAAUUCUAAGCAACGUUCCAGUUGGUAUUUAUUUUUUAUAAAUGAUUGUGCUUCUUCAUCUAACGCUUUACAGCUUUUUAAAUGAGCAUCGCUGACCCCAGCACCCAAAAACUAUUGCUCUGUGAGGCUACAAUUGUAGUUACUUAGCCAUCUAUUCGGGUCCUCUACUAUUUACCACUCUCGCUUAAAUCACUCCCUGGUUGCUCAAAUAAUCUGGACCCUAGCAACCAGAUUGUUCAGCACCUCUCCAGUUUGGAAUUUCAUCAAAAAGGGAAAUAACUUAAAAAUAAAUAAAAAAAUACACAAAUAAAAAAUGAAGACCAAUUGCAAAUUGUCUCAGAAUAUCAUAUACAGUAUACAACCCCUUUAAAAUGGCUUUGACUUUUUUGGUGUACCUGUGGGCUAGUGAUGUGCUGGUAGGCCAGAUACCCGCUGGUUUACCGACCACCCAUUUGCGGGCGGGUGCGGGUAGAGCUCGUCUUCCUGCUCUCCUUGCCCGCCAUCCGGAACUGCGUGCUUCCAACUUCCUGCUUAAUUUUUUUUAAAGACACACGCCUCCUGACCCUUUUGUGAUGUCAUUGGCAGGGCAGGUUGGCACAGGCCCUAAAAUAGAAGCAGGAAGUGGGGCAGGUUGGUGAAGGCCGGGUUACCCGACCCGCACAUCACUACUGUGGACCAUGCAAUUCCCAUUUGAAAUUGGCAACGGAGGAAUUUUUGCUAUUCGCACAUUAAGCAGCAAAUUCAAGCAUUUGAUCUCUGCCCACCUGCCUGUCCAGCUGGAAAUUUUGGUGGCAAAACACUCCAAAACAUGCCAUUGCCCUAAAAGAAGGUCACUACCUUAUACUGCAGCUGUGCUGGCACCAGAUUAUAUGGCACUCACUGAAAUUAGUUGUUUUCACUGAACUGGAUUUGACUGACAGGCAAAGUCAUCUUUGAAGUUUCAGAUUCAUUAUCUGUUUUAGAUCACUAAGCCAAAAGUUUAAUUUUGUAUAUAGUUGACAAAAAAAGAAAUUGUGUAACUGAAGUACAUUUUUGUUGUCACUUUUUUUUACUAUUGUGUUUAAUAAAAUGUAUUUUAUACUUUA